UACAAAACAUGGUGGGUGGCAUGACCCAAUUUUUGACCUAAGAGCUCUGUCAUUGCAAUCGGGCUGGAAACGCAAACGAGGGGGAGAGGAGAUGUCGAGCUUCUCGUUCCCGGAGCGCCCGGCGACGGAGAUCAUCGGCGCUCUCGCCCAGGUGGGCAUCGCCGCCUUGAAGCCGGACGACCUCGCCAAUCCCUCCGCCGACCUCGUGUGCACGCUCUACUCCAACUUCCUCGCCUUCGCCGACCCCCUCGGCGAAGAAUCGGAUAUACAGAUCGCUUUCAGUGCUCUCGAGCUUCUGGAUAACCCCGACCACCAUGUGGACGCCAUCCGGACCUUCAAUCUGUACCGCAAGAUCAAGGGCAUGCUCGCCUCCAUCCGGUUCGGCAGCUUUAAUCUUCGCGAUCUCAUCAAGCCUGAUACCAAGCGCACCCUUCAGAUCCUUAGCACCAUCGUCAACUUCAUAUAUUACAGGGAGGAGAAGCUGAACAUGCUGCAGCCCAUUGUCGAUCAAUUCCCGGCAUAUGAGGAACGAAGGGCGGAUCUCGAAGCAAAGAUCGCCGAGGUUAACAAGCUGAUUUUGGACCAUGAAGUUGCACGACAGAUGGAAGAGCCGGCAGUUCAGCAGUUGGAUGCAGAGGUCAAGGAUCUGUGACAGACUAUUCAGAAUUAUAACAAGCAGCAGAUGUCAUUGAAGACGAUGGCCAAAGCACUCAAGGAGAAGACUGAUGCUAUUAAUGACAAGAUCUCUCAAGCUGAUUUUGAGUUAGUGAAGAAUGCCCAAGAAAACUCCAAGUUGUCAUCUAAAAUUGUUCAGUCCCCUGACAAGCUACAGAGGGCACUUGAAGAGAAAAAGUCAUAUCGAACUGAGGUGAAGAACUCUGAAAGGUCAGCCAUGCAGAACAUUCAAGAGAAAACUUCCACUUUGGAGGUGUACUCAAAGGUACAUGAUAAAUUGACCAAGCACCUAUCUGGAAUGCAGGCUAUACAAGGGUGCUAGCUUGCGCUCAGAAUCUGACUUGCUAAGAGAAACUGGAAAGGCAAGACGACAACAACUUCAUGCCAAGUUUGAAGAAAUUUUACAGGAGUUUCACAACUAUUCUAAGAUGAAUUCCAUCCUACAAAGGUUUGAGUUGGCAGUGGAGAAGGAAGACUUGGGGCCUGCAAGCACUGAAUAAAUAGCCACCAAAGGUGCCGUCUCUAUGAUCAUGUCAAUCUGUGUGAUGUUCUUUGGUUGCCUUUUCUUGAAGUACUAAUUAUGGACUUGUAUGUAUUAUAUCAUAUUUUGGAAUGUAAUUAGUUAGGCAUCAAUCAGUAUUAGAGCAACACUAUUGUACUCUGACUCCUUUCCUUGAUGCAUCGACAACGGAGAUAUCUGUUCUGAGUUCAAGAACAUUUUUUCUUCUGAUUUCGUAAUAAGGUUACUUUUUUCCUAAA
Messenger RNA from Musa acuminata subsp. malaccensis (wild Malaysian banana), 1434 nucleotides. NCBI's taxonomy places the organism in Eukaryota, Viridiplantae, Streptophyta, Magnoliopsida, Zingiberales, Musaceae. The record is from RefSeq and is a predicted model, not a curated record.